Molecule: messenger RNA, 462 nt
Organism: Penicilliopsis zonata CBS 506.65
Lineage: Eukaryota; Fungi; Ascomycota; Eurotiomycetes; Eurotiales; Aspergillaceae
Exons: 2
Coding region: 69-302 (77 amino acids)
Source: RefSeq, a predicted model, not a curated record
AUGGUAUUGAAUCUACCGAUAGAGUUCCCUUUUCGAUAGACUCAAUAAGAAAAACACAAUGAAAUUCCAUGGUGAGGCGAAUGAAUCUGGAUUGCUGGCGUCGCCCGAUUGGGAAGGCAGAGGGCGCUUACGGAAGCACAACACGUGCUUCUCCUGUUGAUUUCUGCCUCAGGCCGAAUAUUUCGCAUCUCCCUCCCACUUCUGCCUCUCGACACUUUCAACCAUCAAAUCACGGCCAUCUUUUAGAGAAUCUAUCUCGAGGAUCGCCCUCUCUCCGCCUUGCUAUCAGUUGCUCCAGAUAAAUCCUUUGGCUAGCCAGAAUCGAUGCUGCCCGCUACUCAGCCCCGAGGCAGUGUCUGCCCCUCGUAUCUGGCUGUCGCGAGGCUGCCCAUCCACCUCGUUUCCUCGUCUCAUCAGCAUCCAUCUACACAGACAGACACGCAGUGAAUUUACGGUCGCGAU